CCGCGAAAACAAAACAACCCACCCCCUCUGUUUUACCAUUUCCAUUUUCAUCACAAAACAGAUCUAAAUGCUUUCACCGACCCGAACCCGAUUAACCAGUGCCUUCCAUUUUCGUACUCUCAUUCCACAUUGUGAUCCAAUUCAUCGGAGAAGCAAUUCUCGAAGCUUUUUCGUUCGAUCCAAUUCCAAACGAAGCUAAGUUAUGGAAUCGAUCCUCGCAAGAGCAUUGGAAUACACGCUCAAAUACUGGCUCAAAUCAUUCACCAGAGACCAAUUCAAGUUACAGGGUCGCACUGUUCAGCUUUCUAAUUUAGGUCAUUUCCCUCUAAUUUCCAUUCAAAUCUCAAAAUUACUGUUAAUCAUCACAAUGAUUCGUUUGUUUUUGAAUUUCCUGUAUUCAGAUAUAAACGGUGAUGCAUUACAUUCCAGCAUUGGAUUUCCGCCUGCACUCAAUGUCACCACCGCCAAAGUCGGAAAAUUGGAAAUCAAGCUACCGUCGGUGAGCAAUGUACAGACAGAGCCAAUCAUUGUACAAAUUGAUAGGCUUGAUAUGGUUCUUGAGGAGAAUUCUGAUUUUAAACCACCCGAGACUCCAACCAGUUCCACACCUUCAAGUGCUUCUGCUAAGGGUAGCGGGUACGGUUUCGCUGAUAAGAUUGCAGAUGGAAUGACUAUACAGAUUCAUACAGUUAAUCUAUUACUUGAAACUCAUGGUAGUGCUCGUCUCCAAGGGGCAGCAACAUGGGCACCACCCAUGGCGUCUAUAACCAUACACAACCUUUUUCUGUAUACCACAAAUGAAAGCUGGCAGGUUGUAAAUCUUAAGGAGGCGCGGGAUUUCUCAUCUAAUAAGAAGUAUAUUUAUGUCUUCAAAAAAUUGGAAUGGGAAUCAUUAUCUAUUGAUCUUUUGCCUCAUCCCGACAUGUUCACGGAUGCUACUUCAGGCAGCUCUCAAGUAGGUUCAAACAUGAGAGAUGAUGAUGGCGCAAAGAGAGUAUUCUUUGGAGGCGAGCGUUUUAUAGAAGGAAUAUCAGGAGAAGCACAUAUCACUGUUCAGAGAACUGAAUUGAACAGUCCACUUGGGCUCGAGGUUCAGUUACAUGUCACAGAAGCCGUUUGCCCUGCAUUAAGUGAACCAGGGCUACGUGCACUUCUCCGCUUUAUGACAGGAAUAUAUGUUUGUCUAAACAGGGGAAAUGUAGAUUUCAAGGCCCAGCAGCAAUCUACUGAAGCUGCUGGCCGUUCUCUUGUGUCAAUUGUUGUGGACCAUAUAUUUCUGUGCAUUAAAGAUUCUGGGUUCCAGCUUGAGCUUUUAAUGCAGUCCCUCUUUUUUUCUCGGGCCAGUCUUUCUGAAGGAGAUAACGACAGUAACUUGACAAGGAUUACAAUUGCAGGACUAUUUUUGAGGGAUACAUUUUCACGCCCUCCAUGUACAUUAGUGCAGCCAUCGAUGGAAUCUGUCACACAACAAGCUUUUCAAGUGCCGGAUUUUGCUAGAAGCUUUUGCCCGCCAAUAUAUCCUCUAGGAGAACAGCAGUGGCAAUUGAUUGUGGAAACUCCUCUAAUAUGCAUCCACGCCCUUCAGAUCAUGCCUUCUCCACUUCCACCAUCCCUUGCUUCUCAAACAGUUAUUGACUGUCAGUCUCUUAUGGUCCAUCUCCAUGAAGAAUCCUGCUUGAGGAUAUCAUCCUUCUUAGCUGAUGGAAUUGUUGUCAAUCGUGGUGACAUUUUACCAGAUUUCUCUGUGAAUUCUUUUAUUUUCACUCUCAAGGGUUUGGAUAUUACAGUUCCUUUGGAUAAGGCCCAAUUGGAUUUUUGUGUAAGCAACGCGGAUGAUACAAUUAAAUCCUUAUUUGCUGGAGCAAGGCUACAUAUUGAAAACCUUUUUGUUUUAGAUUCACCUUCAAUGAAACCAAGAAUACUAAACCUGGAGAAUGAUCCUGCUUGCUUCUGUCUCUGGGAAGAUCAACCAAUUGAUGCCAGCCAGAAGAAGUGGGCUGCCAGAACAUCCCACCUUACUCUAUCUUUGGAAGCAAAUACUGGCACAUUUGGGCGUCAGAAUUCUCUGGGAUGGACUGCUGGAUUGUGGAGAUGUGUUGAUUUGAAAGAUGCUUGCUUUGAAGUAGCUAUGGUGACUGCUGACGGCAGCCCAUUGUUAAAGGUUCCUCCUCCUGCGGGUAUUAUGAGGGUUGGGGUUUCUUGUGAACAGUAUCUAUCCAACACUUCUAUAGAACAAUUAUUUUUUGUCCUUGAUCUCUAUGCUUAUUUUGGGCGAGUUAGUGAAAAAAUAGCCAUAGCUUGGAAAAGGAAAGAAAUGAAGGACGCUAGGAAUACAUCUUUCAGUGGACAGCUGAUUGACAAAGUUCCUAGUGACGCUGCUGUAAGUUUAGCCAUAAAAAAGCUCCAAUUUCGAUUUCUUGAGUCUUCUUCUGUGAAUAUGGAGGGAAUUCCUCUAGUACAGUUUGUCGGAGAUGAUCUGUUCUUUAAUGCCACUCAUAGAACCCUUGGUGGUGCUAUUGUUGUAUCAUCCACUUUACGUUGGGAGAGUGUUGAGAUAGAUUGUGUGGAUUCUGAGGAGCAUUUGGCAUGUGAAAAUGGUUCGUCUUUUAUUUUUGGGGAAAAUGUUCCUUCAAUGAGUGAUACUGGAUACCCUCAACUGACAGCUGUUUUUUGGGUGGAUAACAGUAAUCAUUUAUUGAAUGGUAAUGCUCGUUCAGUCCCGUUUUUGAUCUUAAGUAUGGAUCAAGUCAUACCAUUUUGUGAAGUAGACAAUGAGUCUCAUUGUUUGAAUAUCUCCGCUUCAAUAUCUGGUGUUCGUCUUGGUGGUGGAAUGAACUACGCUGAAGCCCUCCUGCAUCGGGUUGGAAUACUUGGGCCUGAUGGCGGUCCAGGGAAGGGUCUUUCUAAAGGGUUGGCAAACUUACAAAAAGGACCAUUGGGAAAACAUUUUAAGACAACACGUAUAAUUGUUGAUAAUUCAGAAAAUGAAAGUGUGAUAGAAGGGAAAGAACCCAGUUUUCCACACUUAAAGAAGCCAGACACUGUGGAUGUAAUUAUAGAGUUGAGGGACUGGUUGUUUGCUCUUGAAGGUGCACAAGAUAUGGCCAAAAGAUGGUGGUUCUCCAGUCAAGGAGACAUAGGUAGAGAACAGAGGUGUUGGCAUACAACCUUCCACAGUUUAGAAGUAAAAGCUAGAAGUGGCCCAAAGAAGGUUUCAGGUGGCAAGGCGCAACAUUCACAUAGAAAACAACCUUUUGAACUGGUUACGGUUGUAGUUCAAGGGCUGAAGAUCUUGAAACCCACACCCCAAAAAGAUGUCAUGUCAUCCAUGUUAACCACUAAUGGAGUUAAAGAACUGACUGAUGCAGUUUGGGGAAUCGGCCUUGAAGUGGACUUGAUAUUACAUGAGAAUAAUGCUGAUGAUGAAAGGGCCGAUUGGGAAGUGGGAAACCUAAAAUUCUCUAUAAAACAACCGAUCGAGGCUGUUGUAACCAAGGAUGAGUUCCAGCACCUCAAUUUUUUAUGCAAAUCUGAAAUUGAUUCCAUGGGCCGUAUAACAGCUGGAAUUCUGCAAUUGCUUAAGCUAGAAGGUUCUGUCAGCCAGUCUAUAAUGGAUCAGCUAGGAAACAUUGGGAGCGAAGGCAUUGACAAGAUUCUCUCUCCUGGGAAACUCAGCAUAGAUGGUAGUGUUAGCAGCAGGGGGCCUUCUCAAUUACCAAAACUAAUAAAUGACAGCCCGCACAAAUCUAUGGAAUCAACGAUAACUUUUCUUGAGGAAGCAGUUGUGGAUUCACAGGCUAAGAUUAAUGCUUUGAUCACUGAUAUUGGUAUUUCUGAGUCCUCCCUUCAGCACCUUGACGUUGUUAAACAACUUAGUCAACAGAUUGAGUCAAUGCAAGUUUUAUUGACGCAAUUACGGAAUCAACUUUAAGACUUCACCUCCUGUAACUAGAAUUAAGAAUUUUCUUUCAAAUAGAUUACAAUUCUUUUUGUAUAUAGUAUAAUAGUCCAUAUGUUAAGUGUUGUAUACGUUAGGCAGAAAUAAGGGCUCCUCAUUUUGUCUAACAUAAAUUUUGCAGGCAUUUUGCAGUAGGAAAUGAUAGGAAAGAAUGCAAUUUUAAA
This is a messenger RNA of Medicago truncatula (barrel medic), 4122 nucleotides long. RefSeq lists its product as uncharacterized. Lineage: Eukaryota; Viridiplantae; Streptophyta; Magnoliopsida; Fabales; Fabaceae. The record is from RefSeq and is a predicted model, not a curated record. The transcript has 19 exons. Bases 203 to 3931 code for a protein of 1242 amino acids.